AAUGUUUGUGGGUGACUGACGCGAUGCACAACGAAUUCCUGGCAGUGACUUAAGAUCAUUCAUUGAUUUUUAAAGGAAAGUUUAAUUGGCCAAGAAAGACAUGAAGGAUUCAUCGAAAAAAAUGCCAAGUAAAACACCUAAGAAAGGCUACACAGCUUCACAGAAAAGGUCACCAGGAACACCCAAAUCUCCAGGAUGGAUAUCAGGCAGAGAUGCUGUGUUUAUAUCACCAAAGUCUUUGUCUCCCAAAAUAAUUAAUAAAAGAAGAACAUCAGUUUAUCAGAAGACAAAAAUAAUGUCCCCAGGACUGAAGAUCACACAAAUGAUUUCUCCUAAAGGUGUCCAGACAAGAUCAAGAAGAUCAUCAAUGUUUGGUGUCUAUAGAAAGGGAGGAAUAAGGUUAAUAGAUAUUCCUAUCACACCUGACGCCAAAAAGAUUUCACCAGCCAAAACUCGAACACGAAGGACAUCUGUAUAUCAGAAAGACACUCAAAACAGAACAAACAGAAGAACCUCUGUAUACCAGAACGACCUAACAAAAGAUGCUCAACAGAGAACAAAUAGGAGAACAUCAAUGUAUCAAAAGCCCAAAGACGUUCAACCAAAACAAGUAACUAAAAAAGCACCAGAACCGAUCAAACUACCAACCAGGAGGGUCAGAAAGAGAAGUCCAGUAGAAACGGAAGUGUUCAUAAAUGUUAAGAAACAAGUUGUUCAAUCACCAGUAGUCAGUCUAGUAGAUAUCAUCUCACCAAGUAAGAUACCAUCACAGAAGAAUUCACCUGCACUAAACAAGUCCAAGUCAGAAGGAACUGUACAAACUCCGUCCACGGCAAACAAGUCUCAGGGAAUGACUCAGCUUCAAAAGAGUGUGUCAGAAACACUAAGUUUUAAAACUCCAAAACAGCCUGUACGUUCCUCUAUAAAAUCUAGUGUAAGGAAGUCCAGCAGAAAGACAUCAACUAAAAAACUGAGUCCUAAUGAAUCAAAACAAAUACUGGAAGAAAGAAAUACUCCAGCAACAGCUAAAAAAGGAUCUAUAACAGUUACAGAUGAAGAAAGUUUGUUAAUUACAUUCAAAACACCUGCACCACAGGGAUCCAUCAGUAGGUCUACAAGAAAGCGAAAGGCAGUUGAAAAGAUUAGUCCACCUGCAAAGAAAUGUAUACUUGACCUGUCACCCGUAGAAAAAGUUCCAUUUAAAACCCCAUACAAGUUAGAUAAAUCACCUGUUCUGUUGUUGAAAAGAACACCACUUACUGAUGUGUUCACAAGUACACCCAGAGAGAUGCAAUCUAACACUCCAUUAAAGGUUUCGACCUUAGGAAGAAAAAGUCUCAAGAGAUCUAUGCAUACGUUAAAGAAGACCAAAAAAGUUUCAAUAGUUUCUGAUUUAAAAACUCCAGACAGUAACAGACAAAGUUUGACAGCAAAGAGGAAAAGUACACCUGCCAAAGUCAGUAGUGAGAACUAUGAAUCAUCACCUAAUGUUACAUUGUCAGGAGAAAACAAGGUGAAUCAAACAGUUACCUCAAUAGGGGGUAACACAACUUCUCAUUCUAGUGCUGGGAGAUGUACUAUUCUUUAAAGGUUGUAACAUUGUAGCUAAUUAUAUUUUAAUUUUGUAUUGUGAUCAGAAAAUAGAACUUUUCCAAUUUUUGUAGAAAUUUUUCUGUAUAUGCAAGAAGAAGUACAUAUCAAUUGUGAAAUGUCUUUCAAACUUCGACUUGUAUCAAAAUACAAAUGUCAACAUCAUAUUUCAAAGACUUGAAACUGUCAAAUUCUGUUUUGCUGAAUGGUUAACAUUUUCAGUGUUGAGAAAUAAUGUAAACAUGAUCUUUAAUGAUUUGAGUAUGUAGUACAUUUCUUUUAUACAAACUGCUGAAUUAUCAAUCUGAGAUACACAAUGAAAUGUUACUUUAAAAUACAUUCAACACAUUCAAUUUUUCAUAAUACUUAUGAAUGGAUACAUUGAUAUAGGUCUGUUUAUAUUUAUAAUAAUGUAAAUUUUCUAUUCUGGGUUUUUGUUGUGCAAUUUUACAAAUAUAUCUCAUCCUGUGUCACAAUACCUCAUGACAGGUAGUUUUUCAAAUCAUUGUUGUCAAUCUUACAGGGAUAGUUGUAUCAUUGGCACUCCCACAACAUAUCUAUAUUUUUGAUAUAUCCAUGUUUAAUUUGCUGGUUGUGAAUAGCUGCUUUAGAAUUAUAAGAAAAUGAAAUUAUAUUCUGCAAACAAAGCCAGAAACUUUUUUUAAAAAUUAUUGGUAAAUUAUUUACGGGUAGCUUUAGUAAGCAGUAAGUCAUAAAUCAAUUGAAUGCAAACCAAAUUUAAUUAUUUUAAUAACGUACAAAAAUGUAGCAAUAAGAAUAAGAAAAGUUCUAAUUCUUGACCUUUGUUUUAUCAAGAUCUCAAGAGAUGAAAGAAAAUGGCAUUUAGGUAUUUUAUUGAUGAUUUUUGUAUAUAAGUUUGUUAUUUAUUUUUUGUUAAGUAUAAAAUGGUGAUAGACUGGAAACAAUAGAAAGUCUGUUAACCACAGCUUUCGACCUGCCUUUCAUUCAGACAUCAAAAACAUGUUAAAGAAGUUAUUGGAGUAAGACUGAUUAUCAUAAUUGGAUACAAACUGGUUCUUUUUUCUUUUUAAAUAUUGGUUUACAUGUGUAUAUCUGAUUAUUUAUAAAAUAACUAAGUGACAAGUUUGAAUGUUAAAAAUAUCCAUUGGUGGUCAAACAACACUUGUUUUCACUAGUCCUCUUUGUUGUUCAACCACAACAUAUUUUUAUGUUAAUUUGUUUGAACGAGAAAAUACAUCAAUUAUCACAAACUUGAAAAUUGUUUAUAAUGACUUCAAGUAAAGACAAAAUGACUUUUGUUUCGACCUGCUUACUACUUUAAAUUUAACUUGAGGUACAUAUGAUGUCUGUCAUAUAGUUGAUCAUUUUAUUUGCUUUGAUUUAUUUUGGGCGAGAGUUGUUUAGAGAUGAAGAGAGGUUUAUACAGUAUGAUUGAGAAACAAUUAUUAUGUGUUCAGAAUUAAAUGGUUGUGUUUGCAAUAGACAAAGAUUGGACAGAAUUUAGUAUGUGGCAAUGACUUUUAAACUCUCAGUUUAAACAUAUUUGUAUAUUUUAUUUGGAUACCAUUUUUACUUGUGAGAUUUUAUUUAUACACCACCAAGUGUAAAAGUCUUAUAAAAAUAUUGAUCAUGUUAUUUAUGUCUCACCCUGACUCUAGAUUUUAUUUGGAGUAUAAAUAUAUUUCUUUUUCCUAAAUUCUUCCUUGUCUAUCUUUCCUUUGUCCAUUUAUUUGUAUGAUUCGAUUUUAUCAUGGUUUGGUUUUGUUAAACUUUGUAAACAAUUAGCCAAUUUGAUUUAACUGAUUCUGUAUAAAAAAUACUUAUACUGUACUGUUUAAACAAUAUGAAAGUUUAUAUUUAGUGGUGUCAUCUUAGAAAGACAGAUAUUAUUGUGACACUACAGAAGCUAUAAAUGCAAAUAAAACAGAAAAACUAUUAUUUAUACUGAUAGAUGGACAGUUUUUCCUUCUUUUCUUUUUACAUUGUAAGAUGUUGCAGAUGUACAUUGUAUAUACAAAUAGUUUGUUGAUAGAGUUUAAAUGUCAUGGUGAAUAUAAUACAUUUACUAUGCUGUUUAAAUUCACAGCUUGUAUUAAAAUGAAUUAUUGUGAGGGGAAUGUAUUUUUUAUACAGAUAACAGUUUUGCUACAAGUUUGAUUUUUUUUUUUUUUUUCAAUUAUAUACAUUUUCCUUGGUGCCAAAUAUAUGCAUUAUCUUUUAUGCUAAUUAGACUAUUAAAUAGUAUUGGUUUUGUAUUUCACUAUGGUAUUUAUAUAUUCCAGUAGUUUCUUUUAUUUCUACAUAAAUAUUAACCUUAAUUUUAAGCUGUAGUUUUUAUCAAACAUUUAAAGAAAAGUUUUUAGAAAUACUCAUCAAUUUACACUUCAAACUUAGUUUAUGAUUGUAUUUGAUCAAUCACUGUAGGCAGGUGAGUGUUUUGGAUUUUCAAAUCAUUCACAAUUUUAUUUUCAUUUUAAAGAUUUAAUUUUUGAUGCAAGAUGCUGUUAUCUGGUGAAAUAUGUCAGUAUGAUAGAGUCAACGGGAGGGAGUGAUAUCUAAUGCUUUUGUCAUAAACUAUAUAUAUAUGUCUUCUAUAAUAAGUUGAGUAAUCAUUAUGUUUUAAAAAUAAUUGAGAACAUAACUGCAUUCAGGGUUUGAUGUUAAGACAGGAAAAAAAAUUAAGAGAAGAUUUUUCAUAACUUAUACAUGAAAUUUAGACUACAGCCGGAUAAAGGAUAGUUUAAACGUCUUUUGUUCUACAUUUAAUAUUUAAAAAAUAUUUAAAAUGUGAAUUCAUAGUCUACUCUAAGAGGGCUAGAGUAGUCUGAUAUUAUUAAAAAGGUGAAUCUUUAGAAUUUGAUAGAUUAUUUAAUUAUCAGUUAUGGUCAGAUAAAGGAGUUGACUGUUUUUUUUGGGGGAAAAGGGGGGUUGAAGAUAGAAGGUUAAUGACAAAAGUAUUAUUUUCUAUUGUCGUGAGUGGAAAGUGAAGUGAGAUGUAAAAAUAAAUGUAAAUACUGACUUUGUUGGCUCUUCCAAUGGCAGCUGGAGAAAACAAGUUUUGUGUUGUAGCUUUCUUAGUAUCUUAACUUGCUGAAAUAUUAUUUUAUGUAUUAAAUCAUUUUAUCAUCUUAA
Messenger RNA from Mytilus trossulus (common blue mussel), 4704 nucleotides. RefSeq lists its product as uncharacterized. The transcript has 4 exons. NCBI's taxonomy places the organism in Eukaryota, Metazoa, Mollusca, Bivalvia, Mytilida, Mytilidae. The coding region runs from base 101 to 1588 and encodes 495 amino acids. The record is from RefSeq and is a predicted model, not a curated record.